Molecule: messenger RNA, 3777 nt
Organism: Closterium sp. Naga37s-1
Lineage: Eukaryota; Viridiplantae; Streptophyta; Zygnematophyceae; Desmidiales; Closteriaceae
Source: the annotation of a GenBank genome assembly
AUGGCACGGUCUGAGUGCACCGGGAACAGCGCGCCAUCCGGGGGAGGGUGCAUCUCCAUGAGCGAGCUGGCCUCCGUUACAAUCACAUCCAGCAACGUCACGUCCAACCAGGGCGGCAACAAGGGCGGCGCCAUCCAAGCCACGGGAGAGACCCGCUUGUCCAUCACGGAUUCCCAUCUCUUCAACAACUCGGCCAUGGAUGGCGGCAUGCUCUGGGCCGAGAUGGACUCCCAGGUACACAUCUCCUCGUCAGUCAUCGCACGCAACACAGCCACCAUCCAGGGCGGGGCGCUCUACUGCAUUCAGAACGCGCGCCUCUCGCUGCUCGCCUCCUCCCUGCGUGCCAACACUGCCGCACCCGGCGGGGCCAUUCUCGCCGAAGGGGGAGUCAGGCUGCUGGUCGCUGUGCGGGUGGGCAGCAAAACGCCCACAGUGUUUGAAGGGAACUCGCAGCAUGCGGUGGUGCUGCAGGGGCAGGCAGUGGGGUCGUUCUAUGGGUCGGUUCUCUUUCGGGGGAAUGCGGGGGGAAGCACGAUGGACGUGGGGGAUGGAGGGGCGAUUUUUGCCACGGAUUCGACCGUAGUGGUGGUGGGGGGUGGAGUGGGGUUUGAGGGGAAUACGGGGCAUAGAGGAGGUGCGAUUUUCUGUGAUGCGGAGAGCUCGCUGAGUGCACAAGAAGCAGGCGGGGCAAUCUUUGUGGCCGGCAACACGUCCCUGCAGAUCUCCGAUUCGAUCUUCGAGUCCAACCGGGCGGCGACGGGGACAGGUGGCGCGAUCCUAGUUCUCGACUACGCGCACGGGGACCUGCGUGAUUGCGCUUUCCGAAGCAACGAGGCAGGCUCGGACGGAUCCGCUGUGUACCUGGAUCGGGGAGGCAUGGGGGGAGGUUCGGGAGGAGGAGCGGGUGGGGGUGAGGAAAGAGGGGGAGCUGGGGGAACGGGGGGGGUAGGGGGAAGUGGAGGAAGUGGGGGGGCGGGGGGAAUGGGGUUUAGCAAGGCAGCGGUGGGGGCUGUGGUUAUGGUGUCUGAUAUUGCAUGGUUGCUGCAGGCGGGAAGUAACCUUGGUGUUGCUGGCAAUGCCACUGCUGGUGCAGCUAGCGCCAACGGUAAUGGUAACACCAACACCAACAGCAGUGCCAGCGGCAGCAGCGGCAGCGGCAGCAGUGAUGGGGGUGUGAGUGUGAGUGGCGGGCUGCUGCCUCUGAACGUGUCUGGUCUGUCGUUCUACCGCAACAGAGUCACUGGUAACGGCAGCAUCCCGGCUCUUGCCAGCGGUGGCAGUGCUAGUGGUGCUGGUGGUGGCAGUGGUGCUGGGGGAAGGGGAAGUGGGGUGGGUGCAGGAGGGGGAGGGGCAGGGGGGAUUGCGAUGGCGGCGGGCGGGCUUGGGUCGGCGUUUCUUGACGCGACGUUCCUGCCUGCCAUGCGGUCGACGUGUGUGGGGUGUGAGAGCAAAGACAAGCAGGACACCAUCGGCACCCUCCCUUCCUCCUUCCGCCUCCACCCAAACCCUCUCCCCUCCCCCUCUACCCCCCCUCUCCCCCCAGGUGGUCAGGGCGGAGUGACUCAGCUGGAAGCACAAGCCCAUUAUGCCAGAACGACUCACCUGCAGGCUCAACAACAACAUUCCAGGUGGUCAGGGCAGAACGACGCAGCUGGAAGCACCACGCCAUUCCAGGUGAAGGGAGACAGGGCCAACCCAGUGACAGGGCUGCACGUCACGGUGCUGGACGCAGCAGGCCUCAUCCCAGUCAACGACUUCCGAGCCAAGGCCUCCGUCCUCCCCACUCCUUCCAUCAGCGGCCUCCUACAGGCCAUAGCAGUCAACGGCCGCGCCACCAUCCCCCCCGUUUCCAUCGUCGAACCACCCGAAUCCGGGAAUCUCUCGCUUACGCUGUCGGUCUCCUCGUCGUUGGAUGCGUUUCCGCCGAUCGCACGGACGGUUGAGAUCGUCUUCUGCCCGCCCGGGCAGUUUUACACCCGCCCGGGGAUGACCUGCGAGGUCUGCCCAAUCGGGAGCUGGUGCGGGUCAGGGCGGGGCGCGGAGUUCUGCCCGCCGGGCAGCUUUAGUUUUUUCCCGGGCACAGCAUCCCUCACCGAUUGUUUACCCUGCCCGAUGAACCGCGACGUUCUUAAAGACACGCUAGCGGUGACGUGCGAGCAAGGGAAUAUGACAGUAGAGGAGGGGUUCUGGUUUGACUUCAACAGUAUCAGCUCUGGCAUCCCUGCUGUGUAUGCCUGCGACGUGUUAGAUGGAUGCGCAGGCUUGGUCUACCCCUCCUCCUCCUCCUCCUCCUCCUCCUCUUUUCCCACCGCUCCCACUGUAAAUACCACCCAAACGCAGCAGCAGCAGCAGCAGCAGGCGGCAGCAAAUUCCACUCUGGACCAGCAGCAGUGCAAGGUGGGAUACAACGAGAAUCGGCUCUGCUCUAGCUGCUCCCCCGGAUACUACUCAGUGCUCAAGUUCUGCUACCAGUGCGCGCCCACCUUCCAGCGCCUCUUCCCGCUGCUGCUUCUGCUCAUCGUGCUCGCCUGGGUGGCCAUGGGGAUUUUGUCGGACUCAUUUCACACCAUUGCUAUACUCGCUAUAGAGCUGCAGAUGCUGACGUUUAUCGGGUCGUACAACCUCCCGCUGCCCUCCUGGGUGAACACCAUUAUUCAGUACUUCCAGAUCGCGCUCUUCGUACCGGACGUGAUCGGGCCAGGCUGCACAGUCACCUACUCAUUCGUGCAGCAGUGGGCAGUCACCAUGGUCAUCCCCCUACGCAGCUGUAACCUUCCGGUGUUUCCAGGCGUCUACCGGCACUGGUACGGCGCGGACGUGAUGGGUGCUGCGCCGUACAUCGGGUGGUUUUCGGAGACGCAUACGGUGGUGUUUGCGCUGUCGGUGGUGAUUGCGGUGGUGUAUGUGGCGGGUGCGCCGGUGUGCUAUGCGCUGGUGCUGUGGCUGGGGAAGUUGAAAGGCUUGCUGGCGAGUCAUACGUACAAGAUGCGAUGGGGGUGGAUGGUCAGCCGGUACGAGUACGACUACUUCUGGUGGCACCUCACCUGCUAUGCCCGUCGCAUCAUCCUCGUCUCCAUCACCGUCUUUGGCGUGCAGUCACCCCAGACGCAGGUAUCAGUGACUCUCCCUCUGCAAGCCAUUCGCAUCGGCCUGCAGUACGGCGCAUCCCCCUUUGCAGCCUUCUCGCACGACGUAUCAGUGACCCUCCCUCUCCAGGCCAUUCGCAUCGGCCUACAAUAUGGAGCAUCCCCCUUCGCAACCUUCUCGCACGACGUGCUCAACUCGCUGCCCGCACUCGCGGAGCUGCUCUUCACGGUAUCAGUGACCCUGACCCUGCAAGCCAUUUGCAUCGGCCUACAGUACGGCGCAUCCCCCUUCGCAGCCUUCUACGACGUGCUCAACUCGCUGCUCGCACUCGCAGAGCUGCUCUUCACGGUGGCGCUCACGGGCUUUAACUACAUUGGCAUCAUCACCGGGGCCAACGUCCUCUUUGCCUUCUCCUUUGCUCUCGUCUUCCUCCCCACGCUCCUCAUCCUCUGCUACGAGCUCGUCAACUGGUACAUCACGCACUGCAAUCUCAACAGCUUGUGGCAAAGCGACAAGGCCCGCAAGUUCCCCACUUCUCAUCCUCUCCUUCCUUGUUCCCUCCACUUCCACACCCCCCCCAACAGGUACAUCACGCGGUGCAACUGCUGCGAGCUCAGCAGCAUGUGGCAGACCGACAAGGCGCGGAAAUCCCUUCAAACCCCUCUCAAAUCUCCGCUUCCCAUGCCCUAA